Capronia coronata CBS 617.96 is the source of this 1602-nucleotide messenger RNA. RefSeq lists its product as uncharacterized. Gene Ontology annotation, cellular component: nucleus. Gene Ontology annotation, molecular function: DNA-binding transcription factor activity; transcription cis-regulatory region binding. Gene Ontology annotation, biological process: positive regulation of transcription by RNA polymerase II. NCBI's taxonomy places the organism in Eukaryota, Fungi, Ascomycota, Eurotiomycetes, Chaetothyriales, Herpotrichiellaceae. Bases 1 to 1602 code for a protein of 533 amino acids. The record is from RefSeq and is a predicted model, not a curated record. The transcript has a single exon.
AUGGCAGACCUAGGGAUGUCCCAAUCUGCGCCCACGAGCUACAGCAAUUCAGUGGUCCACUACAGCUCUGGAUUCUCCGUGUCACCAGAGCAGCAGCACGAGCCAGGGUUUCUGCUACAGACGGAGCUUUGGAGCCCCUCACUCUCCGGCACCCUCUCGAAAACCUCUACCUGGCCAACCACCGGAAAUAUGACGCAGGCAGAAACGGAUGUGCGGAUCACUCGAGAACAGAAGGUGCCCACAAAGAUCAUGAACGAUUACAGCUCCAUGUUGGUAGAGUUCUACUUCAAGGAGGUCGCAGCCCUCUUUUCGUGCUAUGACAGUCAAUUGAACCCAUUUCGGUCGACCGUGUCGAAACUCUGGAAGUCGUCGACAUCGGUAUUCUACGUGGUUCAGAGCAUGGCGGCCGCGUGCCUUACGGACGUCUUCCCGAACUUGCAUGCUGUUGGCGCACAAAUGCGUGACAAGGCGGCUUCUUGUGUAGAAGCCGACAUACGGGAUUCGAAGGUUGACACUGGCUCCCUUCUGACUCUCAUCAUGCUUGGUCUUUCAGCGAGUUGGCACCAAGCCAACGACCUAGGACAGAAAGAGUUCGAUCAUGCACGCACCAUCAUGCAUGCUAUCCAGAUGGGACAAAUCCCUUCGAUUCUUGAGAACAACAGCAAGCGCAACUUGCAAUUCUUCCAAGAGGCAAUGAUUUAUUGGGAAAUGCUUCUAUCCUAUGUCAGCGAUAUCACAAUGCCUCUGCCCUUGCCGGAAUCCCAAGGGCCUGCGCUUCCCGACAAAGCCAAAGCCAGCCAGGCAGUAGAACCAAGUUUCCCUCAUCCCUGGACGGGAGUUGCCAGAGAGGCUCAGGCUAUUGUGUUCGAGGUCGGACGGUUGGUCAGACAGGAACGUCAACGUAUCCGAAAUCGACCGUUCUUCACGUCGUUAUCGGACAUUGCUACCAGUCGGAAAGCUCUCGAGACGGCAGCAUCACUAGCUCGCAGAUUGCAGAAUCUCCAGUUUCCGACCGAGGAAAGCGUGAUUUCGCCAGGUGACGCGCAGACACCCGUCAUUCACCUGCUUACUAUUGCUGAAGCAUAUCGCCGGACGGGUCUGCUCCAGCUGUAUCGUGUCUUCCCUGAUCUCCUGGCGCCGCAAGAGCAAGACAACGAGGAUCAGCUCGACUGUCAGUCGGCCUGGAACAUGCCCGAAGAAAACAUCUACCGGAGGCUGACCGAACUUGCCCUUGAAAUUGUGGACUUGCUGCGAUCCAUCCCGACAGAGUCACGUACCCGCUGCGUCCAGCCAUUUCUGCUGGUCGCUACGGCAAGCGAGUUGCGAACUUGUUCUGCCACGGAAUACUCUAGUGGCCCAGGCAUCACUGGUGUAGAUACCAACGAGAUCUCGGGCCCCGCGAGUACUAGCAUCCAAGUGCUCGAGGCGAGAAAGUUUAUCAUCGGCCGCCUGUCGACUUUCGAGCAUGUGCUCCCAGCCAAACCAAUCCGGCAAAUGGUGGAGAUUGUCAAACACACUUGGGACCAACUGGACAUGGGUUUGUCCAACGUCUACUGGAUGGACGUCAUGAUCGAGAAAGGUUGGGAGACAACGAUGGGGUAG